Messenger RNA from Rhopalosiphum padi (bird cherry-oat aphid), 1019 nucleotides. RefSeq lists its product as uncharacterized. Lineage: Eukaryota; Metazoa; Arthropoda; Insecta; Hemiptera; Aphididae. The record is from RefSeq and is a predicted model, not a curated record. Bases 1 to 714 code for a protein of 237 amino acids. The transcript has 7 exons.
AUGCAAAGAGCCUUAUAUUGGACAAUAAAUUAUAAUCAAAGGAGUUCUUAUAAUACAAGGAUAUUAGCAGCCGUGGUUAGUUUUAAUUCUAGCGAGUAUUUAAGAGCUGUAAAAAAACAUAUCACUCAAACAAGUCCUGGAAAAACGGCUAAAUCAUUUUUGAGUAAAGUAAUAAAAAAACGUUCUGCUUGCCAAAAACGAAGACGACUUUCGACCAAACUUAAAUAUAAAGUAAAACGACGACCAAAAGCUAGUUCCAAACCAGACGAACAUUAUGGUAACGCAGACAUAUUAGACGGUAUAAGAGAAGUCGAUGAUCCAUCAUUUGUAAAAGAUAUGGAACAGUUUCUGAAGACUUUAUAUGACGUCAACCGCACCACAGUAGAAGAAACUACAAGACAUCAAGCCGAAAGUGAAAACUGGAGGGCAGAAAGUAUGAUUCGACUCACCGCUAGUAACUUUGGUCGUGUAUGCAAAAUGCGUCGUAAUACUAGUUGCAAAAAUAUAGUGCAUUCAAUCUUAUAUCUAACAUUCAAUAACAAGUCUGUCCAGUAUGGUAGGGAUAUGGAAGACGAGGCAAAAACAAAAUUUGAAGAAAAGUUCGGUUACAAAAUAAAAAAAUGUGGUCUUUUGAUUGAUACGCAAAUUCCAUAUUUAGCUGCUAGUCCGGGUUUAACAAGAUUUGAUUUUCUUACUAUUUUCUCUAGUAUAUAAUAAAAUAAUUCAUUAAUUAAUAUUACGAUAUUUUUUUUUCAAAAUUAUUUUAGAUGGAAUUAUUGGUGAUACUGCUAUCGUUGAAAUUAAAUGUCCUUAUGCUGCAAAAGUCACGGAAAAUGAGAUGGAGGCUGUAUCCACUGGCAAACUGAAGUAUUGUUCCAUCAAAGAAAACAAAUUGGUAUUAAGUAAAAAUCAUAUUUACUACUACCAAAUUCAAGGACAAUUGCAUAUUUCUCAAAAGGAACAAUGCUUUUUUAUUAUAUACACGACUAAUUGGAUGUCAGUCCAGAUAAUAAAAUAUG